Messenger RNA from Dreissena polymorpha, 2792 nucleotides. RefSeq lists its product as uncharacterized. Gene Ontology annotation, molecular function: protein binding; ubiquitin protein ligase activity; zinc ion binding. NCBI's taxonomy places the organism in Eukaryota, Metazoa, Mollusca, Bivalvia, Myida, Dreissenidae. The transcript has 3 exons. The record is from RefSeq and is a predicted model, not a curated record. The coding region runs from base 213 to 1880 and encodes 555 amino acids. Gene Ontology annotation, biological process: protein polyubiquitination; proteasome-mediated ubiquitin-dependent protein catabolic process.
UCAAAACAGCCAAACUAUUGAAAUAAUCUUAAGUUUAUCUUGUAAGAAUUAUGUUCAACAAUUUUUUAGUUGCUUGAAAUCUGACAUAAGUAUUUAAUGUUUUGUUUGUAUGGACAAUAUUUCUGUGGUACUGGAAAACAUUAAAUAUUGAAGUUAUAAUUAAAUUGAGGACAUACAGGAUUAAUUUUUCUUUAACUUAAACAAUAUUCAAGAUGGCGACCUUUUCUCAGUCAACUGUGGAUAAAGGAUCUGAUUCAUUUACAGACUUUUGUUGUUCAUCGUGUCUAGAGCACAAAAUUGACCAGUGGGCAGACUUUUACUGUAAUAACUGUCAAAAAUUUUAUUGUGCAAAAUGUUUAAAACCCCAUGGUCAGUUGUUUGGAAAACAUGUGACAUAUGGAAGGGGAGACACAAGUAAGUGGCCAGUGUUAAAGGAAGUGGAGGAUUUCCUUCAGAAAUGUGACCUUCAUGAAGACAAACGUUUAGAAAUGUUCUGCAAUGACCACAGUCAGCUGUGCUGCACUAAUUGUGCUUUCCUCAAUCACAGACAAUGUGCUAAAGUAACCCUGAUAUCUGAGUCAGUCAAAGGACCUCCACCAGAUUUGCAGCAAGUAUCAAGAAAGAUCCAAACUAUUCUGGAGACUCUGAAGAAACUGGAAAACGAUUGGAACACCAACAUGCAGUCUUUUCAGGUCUUAUACAGCAAACAAUUAGAUGAAAUACGUCAAACACGCCAGAAAAUAAAUACAACUUUAGACAAGAUUGAAAAGAACACCAUAAAAGAGCUAGAUGAUAAGAUGACCACUCUGAAAGCUUCUCUCAAGACUGAUUUGGACAAUUGCAGCAAGCUUAAAAAUGAACUAAAACAACUCAGUGGUGCCAUUCAUGAUAUUGUUGAUAAGGGCAAAGCAGAACUUGCAUUUAUUGCAAGUAAGAAAAGUCUGGAAAAAAUUAUGCAGUCUGAAACUUAUCUGAAGGUGAAUGCAGUUCAGGCAGAAAGGUUAGUGACAUUCCAGGCUGACACUCAUAUUGAACAGUUUGUCUCUACACUGUCAGGCCUGGGGAAGAUUGUGCUAGGUGACCAAGAUCAGGUAUUCACUGUGCAAGGAAAGUCAGAGUAUAAUGUGGUAAUACCAAGUGAUUCGUUUUUCUGUGAUAUCACUGCCAUCUGUGUUCUCUCCAGUAAUCAGAUCCUUGUAGCAGAUCAUUAUAAUAAAUGUGUUAGGCUACUAGAUCAGCAAUACAAGGUGGUGGCACACUGUGAUUUAAAUGCUGAUCCAAAUGACAUGUGUCAAAUCACACCAAGUGAAGUAGCUGUUACUGUCAAUAAGUACGAGACACAUGCGGUCCAGUUUGUCUCAGUGAAUGGUGGGCACCUGGUUAUGGGCAGAAAGCUACAGUUUCAACAUGAAUGCUAUGGUAUUGCUCAUUAUCAGAAGGACCUGUAUCUCACCUCUGGCAACGCACUUUACAAGUAUUCUAUGAGAGGAGACUUUAUAAAAAAACUGUAUGAGGAUACAUCAGGCAAAUUGACAGUAUGGAAGUGUGCAGUGAAUCCAACAGGUGACAAGAUAUUUGUCACCAACCUUGACCAUCACAAGGUCCUCACCCUGGCCAGAGAUGGUACAGUACUCUUUACCUUUACAGACCCAGACCUAAAAUGGCCAUGUGGUAUUCAUGUGACAGCUCAGGGACAGGUGCUGGUUUGUGGAGGGACAUCCAACAAUCUCAUGCAGCUGGAUGGUGAAGGCAGGAAGAAGCUGGCAACUCUUGCUACCAAUAGGGAUGGACUUAGUUACCCAAGGUCAAUCUGCUACAACAGAGGCACAGCCUCAAUCAUUGUGGGUGGCACCAAAAUCAUAGUUUUUAACGUACAAUAGUUUUGUUUCACUAGUUUCAUUACCAAACAUUUUGGAAUGUGUGUAUGAAUUCAUGGGGACACUAAACACAUCACAUAACUCAUAUGGAUGAUGUAUUAUGUUGCUACGGAUUGUUAUACCCCCACAAACGAAGUUUAGGGGGGUAUAAAGGAGUGAGCUUGUCUGUCUGUCGGUCGGUCCGUAUUAAGUGUCCGCUCUCUAAUUCAAGUUGUUUUUAUCCGAUCUUCACCAAACUUGGUGAAAUUUUGUAUCUAGAUGAUGUCUAGGUCAGGUUCGAAUAGGGCUGUCACGAUUCACCGGUAUACCGGUAUAUCGCGGUGCAUGUCGUGAAAAAAAUCGCACCGCGGUACGGCGUUGCCGCACCGGUUUUUUUAAAUAUUAUAUUAGGACAUAUAUAAAUACAUUACAUAAUUAUUUUGAUAUAGAUAUCGUUUUUAAAACUGUAGAAGCGAUUCAAAAGGGCUAAAUAAAUAAUCCGUUAAUAUCCUUGUCAAGCAAGCGCUUCCACUGGUAGAUGUUUAACUUUCACGUUUAAAAUACGGCGAUGUAUGGGUCCGUACCUUUUUUUGGAUUUGGGUUAGAUUUCCUUUGCAAAUAAGUUCAUAAUUAUCCAAAAGAUGUUUACUCUAUUUCUUAUUUUCUUUCUUUAGAAUAUCGAUCGUUCAAAGCAUGGCACUUCCAAAUCAUGUUAUCUUAAGAUUAUGAAUAAGUCCAGGAAGAGUCAGAACGCUACGGAGUUUCAAUACUGGGCCUGCUGACUCCGCAUUUUAAACAUGCCCUUGAAGCGUUCGAUUUACACAGGUCGUAGUCACAAAUAUUGUAAACCACAUGGCGGACAUUUUAGAAAAAACGCGAAUAACAAUAACAAUAACAAUGACUACUUCUAUCAAGUUUAUUACAGUUUCUUUUACA